AUGGCCUUAAAGACUGGUUGUGGAAUUAUAUAUGUGUUCGUGUUCUUUAAAAUAAUACUGGCUUUUUCGGAACAAUUAACGGACGACAGUCGCUUGGACCGCCGAAAGCGCGCUAUUGAAUGGGGACCGGAUAUCGCCGGUCCAUUCUGCGCCAAACGGGCACCACAGUGCUGCCCGGACCGACUGGACGAGUGCUCGGUGCCCGUAAUGGAUACGUUUUGUUACUGCGACGAAUUUUGUGACCGGGACCGUAGCGACUGCUGCCCGGACUUCCAAUCCGUCUGCCGGCGUCGGCCGGUCACACCAUCCCCGAUACGCGCUCACUGCGAGUACAAUGGAAGAUACUUCCAACAGAAUGACCAGGUGAAGAUUAACUGUAACCUGUGUCGAUGUGUGAGCGACAUCCGCAGUGCCAGCGGCUAUUCGUUUCAGUGUGAAAACAACGUAUGCCUGAUACAAGAGAAUGUGAUAAACACCAUCAACAAAAACUCAAACAGGUACGGAUGGCAGGCGAGCAACUACUCUCAGUUUUGGGGCCUCACGCUGGAAGAGGGGCGAAGAUAUCGGCUGGGAACCAACAAACCGGAUGAGCUCGUCAUGAAGAUGUCGAACCUUGAGGUACUGAACGAGGAAAGUCUGCCUCGCGAGUUCGACUCCCGGAAGAAGUGGCCUGGUUGGGUACACGGGAUCCGUGACCAAGGAAACUGUGCAGCAUCUUGGGCAUUCUCUACAACCGCACUGGCAGCUGACAGAUUGUCUAUCGAGUCGCGGGGCGCCAUGCUGUUGAACCUGUCCCCCCAGAACCUGCUCUCGUGUAGUCUUAACAACCAGGAAGGGUGUCUAGGCGGCAGCUUGGAUAGGGCCUGGUGGUUCCUUAGACAUCGAGGGGUGACGACGGAGGCAUGCUACCCCUACACCAGUGGUGCAACCGGCAAUAACGGCACAUGUCUUGCACGGGACCUGCAGCGGGAUCGCUUGUGCCCGGCCGGGCGACAGAGCCGUGAAAAGCUUAUUUAUCAGGCUACGCCCCCAUACAGAAUCUCAUCCUCGGAAAAGGAUAUUAUGUCAGAAAUACAAAUGAAUGGACCAGUACAAGCGACGUUCCGUGUUCAGGACGACUUCUUUAUGUACCGCUCUGGGGUUUACAAGUACUCGCGCACGGGCUCGGUCUCCGCCUCCCGGGAGGACGAUAGAAGGCUGAACCAUUCCGUCCGGAUCAUCGGGUGGGGCGAGGAAGUUAUAGGUCAGCGACUCGUGAAAUACUGGCUAUGUGCAAACUCGUGGGGUACGGCCUGGGGCGAAGGUGGCUACUUCCGGAUCGAGAGGGGGUCAAACGAGUGCGAGAUCGAGUCCUUCGUGCUCGGUGUCUGGGGUAAGGUGGAAGCGGACAUGGAGCUACGGGAACUGCUCAACUUAUUCCGCGCAGAACGCGUACGCGUGAGCACUGAACAAGGCAGAAGUAGGGGCAGACGACACUUGAGACGUCAUCGCAGGCGACGGAACAAUCACAAAAAGCAGAAGUGAAAAUCUGCAUACGGCUUGGUUCAAGACAAUACAAAUGGCAAUUCAUGCCGUCAUUACUAAACGAGAACUAUUAUACCUUAAUUCCUGAUUUAUAAUGUUGUCAGAUGACAGAGUUACAUAACAUUAUUUUCAACGAAACUGAAACAUAAAUCCAGUGUGUACCCAAUAUGAUUCUAAAUAAAGCAUCAUCUUCGUGGUCGGAAACUCAAGUAAGGGAAAGCUUUUUAACUAACCAAAUAAUGUAUUCAAAUGGUCGCAUCCAGUUUACCCCCAAUUAAUGGCGAGAAAGCGAUUUUAGUGUAAUCACAAGCAAUUAGAAGCAAAGAGUGCUGAUUGAGCAAAAGUUUUUAGUAGUGAAUAUUUGUUAUUGCAAUGAAGCUUAGUAAAGGCCACAAAACAGUGAUCAGUUGUGCAAAG
Molecule: messenger RNA, 1941 nt
Organism: Dreissena polymorpha
Lineage: Eukaryota; Metazoa; Mollusca; Bivalvia; Myida; Dreissenidae
Product: tubulointerstitial nephritis antigen-like
Exons: 11
Coding region: 1-1524 (507 amino acids)
Biological process (GO): proteolysis
Cellular component (GO): lysosome
Molecular function (GO): cysteine-type peptidase activity
Source: RefSeq, a predicted model, not a curated record